Darwinula stevensoni is the source of this 822-nucleotide messenger RNA. Lineage: Eukaryota; Metazoa; Arthropoda; Ostracoda; Podocopida; Darwinulidae. The record is from the annotation of a GenBank genome assembly.
AUGAGGAGGCUGAAAGCUGCCAUUCACCAUUCUGUUGGAAAAAUCUGUGAAGAAAUUGCUGAGUUAGAAAAUGUUCAGUUUAGCCGCACAGUGAUAGCUGCCCUUUCAGAAUUGACUUGUCAACAACUUCAAAUUAUUGGGAGAGAUUUGGAGUGCUUCAGCAGGCAUGCAAAGAGAACAAGUGUGAACUGUGAUGACAUAAAGCUCUUGGCUCGAAGGAACCCUGUGUUGCUGCAGCAUUUGCAAGAAGUGAGUGAGCAAUUAACUGGAGGUGCAAAUCCUCGGGCUCGGAAGACAAAAAAAAAGAAAGCAACUGAAACUGAAGAAAAGGAACAAGAGGUGGUGGAUGUUGAAUGAUGGCACAAGGCAAGGGACCAGUUGAUCUGGAUAUUGGGGAAGUGGAAGCUGAACAAAUCAAGCAAUUUCGGGACUUUCUUUUCAAUUACAACCGAGUAUCAGAGAUGUGUUUCAUGGACUGUGUCCAUGAUUUCACGUCACGUCAAGUACGUGAAAAAGAGGACACAUGUGCUAUGAACUGUGUUGAGAAGUAUCUCAAGGUGAACCAGAGGGUGUCCCAGAGAUUUCAGGAAUUCCAGAUUAUUGCAAAUGAAAAUGCAAUGGCUGCUGCUCAAAAAGGACCUAGCCUUCUCAGGUGAUGGGCAAUAGCAAUGUCCCUGUAGUUUCUGCUACUGCCCUAAGCUUAUGUGUCUGAGUUUGUGAUUAUAGUCUUUGAAAUGCAGAAUGAUUGUCUACAUUUCUGUGGCUUCAUGACUUAGUUAAAGGCAUGGAUAGCUUAUGCCUGGUAUAAAUUCAAUCAAUGGG